Molecule: messenger RNA, 1847 nt
Organism: Meleagris gallopavo (turkey)
Lineage: Eukaryota; Metazoa; Chordata; Aves; Galliformes; Phasianidae
Gene: DTNA
Product: dystrobrevin alpha
Biological process (GO): synaptic signaling
Cellular component (GO): synapse; plasma membrane
Molecular function (GO): zinc ion binding
Source: RefSeq, a predicted model, not a curated record
UUGAACAGGGAAGGACAUGGUAAAAUUUCCGUUUUUGCAGUCAAAAUGGCCUUGGCAACUCUUUGUGGAGGAAAGAUAAUGGACAAAUUAAGAUAUAUAUUCUCGAUGAUUUCAGACUCCAGUGGAGUGAUGGUUUAUGGCAAAUACGACUUGUUUCUGCGGGAAGUUCUCAAGCUGCCCACAGCUGUUUUUGAAGGGCCUUCAUUCGGUUAUACUGAGCAAUCAGCAAAAUCUUGUUUCUCACAACAGAAAAAAGUCACGUUAAACACUUUCUUGGAUACUCUCAUGUCUGAUCCUCCGCCACAGUGUCUGGUGUGGUUACCACUUCUCCAUCGGCUGGCAAAUGUGGAAAAUGUCUUCCAUCCCGUUGAGUGUUCCUACUGCCACAGCGAGAGCAUGAUGGGGUUCCGCUACCGCUGCCAGCAAUGCCACAAUUACCAGCUCUGUCAGGACUGCUUCUGGAGAGGCCAUGCCAGCGGUUCCCACAGCAACCAACACCAAAUGAAAGAGUACACGUCAUGGAAAUCACCUGCUAAGAAGCUAACUAAUGCACUUAGCAAGUCUUUAAGCUGUGCUUCCAGCCGUGAACCUUUGCACCCAAUGUUCCCUGACCAGCCUGAAAAACCUCUAAACCUGGCUCAUAUUGUGCCCCCCCGACCUGUAACCAGCAUGAACGACACACUCUUCUCCCACUCAGUUCCCUCAGGAAGUCCCUUUGCCAACAGAAGGUUACUUGGGGGUAUAAGUGUAGCCAGUCCUGUGGCUGAUGAGCAUUCUCUUAUAAGGCUGUAUGUAAAUCAGCUUCACAACAAUUCACGGUCAGUAUGAGAGCACUAACCCACUAACUGCCGUAGUUCUGUAGCUCAUGCACUAAAUCAUUAGCAAUUCUGCUCAAUUACUAAAGAUAGUCUUUAAGGAAGGACUCUGGCGGGCUAGAGGAUUUCUUACGGCUCUAAUUAUUCUUUUGAUUAGACUUCCUGCUGGCUGUGGGCUUUGCCAACUUUCCUUGCUUUCGCACAGCACUAAUCUUUCAUUUCACCUUUUCACGUAGGAUUAAUAUUAUGCAUCUGGAGGAAGUUGGAUACGUUGUUUUUGAAAGCCAAAAAAUGCACCUCUAUGUUUGGAUCUUCAGUGCAUGACUUCCCGGGUGUAUUCCUGACAGAGGCAUGAAAGAGGCUCGCAGAAGAGUCUGGAAGCGAUUCCAAGUCCCACAGCCAGCCUGCCCUCCCUUGUCCACAACUCUUGCUGCUGCGAGUUACCGGUCAGCAGUUAGUGCUGCUUGUCAAUAACCCUCCCUGAACCACUUUGCUUUGCUUUUCAAAAUGGCCACAGAAAGGCAGGUGUAUAUCCUCCUGAAGUUAGUGAAAACCUUCCAGUUACUCAGGGAGCUUCAGAGGUGGACCAGUGCUUCUGGCUGAUGCUCUUCUCCCAACAUUCUCUCUCAUUGUAGUGACGUGCAGGGAGAGCCAAAUUCAUGUUCGGUAAAAGUACCCAACUGGAUAAGAACAAUUUCCCAAGUUUUUAUUGUGGAGUAUAACAGCCUUUCUUUUUUUCAUCUUUGAUUAGUGCAUGAGAUUAGCUAUAAUUCAGUGAGAAAGUACUGAGACAAAGGUACUUUUUUCCUAAAUGCCAACUUCUUCAAUCUGUAUUAGACUAAUAACAGUAUCUUCGUUCGUUCUUGUAGGUUUUACUGUUAUUAUUGCCCUGGGAGAAUCAGGCCUCAUUAGUGGAAGCUCAUCCUCUCAUACAUCAGAGAAACAGACUUUGACAGCCUUGUUUGCAGUUCUGCUGAUUUCAUAUUAAAUGCUCAGUGAUUCAUGUUAUAAUAAAAAUUGUACAAAUCUAGG